UUGGUUGAAUAGUGCCUCAGGUUGCUCAGCAAGCGUAACAGUAUUGAUUGGUCCACCAGUCUGCCAGUCAUUGUCUAGCUCUACUAUCACGCAAGUGACGCCCUAGUUUCUGCAGGUGCAACACUGGGUACUACUGCAACGGAGCUACAGAUAAAACAGACAAUUCACGAUGGCCUCAGCAACAGCCACCUAUGGACAGAAGGAGUCCUCCGACCAGAACUUCGACUACAUGUUCAAGAUCCUGAUCAUUGGCAACAGCAGUGUGGGUAAAACCUCCUUCCUGUUUCGCUAUGCUGAUGACUCCUUCACGCCGGCUUUCGUCAGCACAGUGGGCAUCGACUUCAAGGUGAAGACCAUCUACAGGAACGACAAAAGGAUAAAGCUGCAGAUAUGGGAUACUGCCGGACAGGAGCGCUACAGGACCAUCACCACGGCCUACUACAGAGGAGCCAUGGGCUUCAUCCUCAUGUAUGACAUCACCAACGAGGACUCCUUCAACGCCGUGCAGGACUGGUCCACCCAGAUCAAGACGUACUCCUGGGACAACGCCCAGGUCCUGCUGGUGGGAAACAAGUGUGACAUGGAAGACGAGAGGGUGGUGGCAGCAGACAGGGGCCGGCAGCUCUCUGACCAACUGGGCUUUGAGUACUUUGAGUGCAGUGCCAAGGACAACAUCAACGUCAAGCAGACGUUUGAGCGGCUGGUGGACAUCAUCUGUGAGAAGAUGUCGGAGAGCUUAGACAACGCCGACCCCGCCGUCACAGGGGCCAAACAGGGGCCCCAGCUCACCGAGCAGCCCGAACGCCCCCACCAGGACUGUGCUUGCUAAACACCCACUACACACGUACCACACACACCUGACCCCUCACACACCACUUCCUGCAGCCUCCUCAGCUGGUGGAAGAGGUCUGUGAUGGGUUUGUGUUUUAGAUGGAAGAGCCUGGCUGAAAACUCCGUUAUUCCAUAUUUCAGUCCCCCGUCCAUCCAUAGGUGUUUAGAGUCCAAAGUUCACAUUCUGACUCCCCUUACUGCGGCCUCGAACCUGAAGGGAUUUCAUGUAUUUUUUCGAAGGGCCACAUUGCUGAUUAUCUGUUUACUGUUGAUAGCUUUGUUUUUGUUUUUUCGAUGUCCUCGAUUAGCUGGUUAACAAUCAAAUUCAUUUAAGUGGCGUGAGUGAGGUAUGUUCUUAAGUCCACAUUUUGGAUAACAAAUAUUUUUAUGAGAUUUGUUUUUUCAAACAUAUCUGACCAAAAUCCCAUGCAUAUCGGUUAUCAGUCAUGGUCAUUUCCUAAUAUUCUAUAAUUGCUGGAUUUAAGAAAAAUAUAUCCUUUUUUUUUUUUUUUUUAGCAAAUCUAGAAAAGUGUCUUUAAGUAGAAGAGUAUAUAUAAAUGUUCAACUUCGUAAUAUAAUAAAUAUGCAUUUUAGAAUUCAAAAAUAUAUAAACAAAUGGUGUAAAAUUACAAUAAUUUAGGGUGUAAAAAUAUCUGUGCUUUGUGAGAGGUGCAUGCUGUUUUUUUUGUUUGUUUUUGUUUUUUACCAUGGAACAUCUAAAGAGCUGUUGGACACGUCCCGCUGAAUCAAACUGGCUUGUUUGUUUCGCUGUUUGGGUCUGUUGUGAACAACAGUUGAAAAUGUAGCUUCUUAUUCCUUGUCAGUGUGCAUCACUGCUAUUCUACAGCACAAUCGCCUCUUAUUCAUGUGUAUAACACGAGCACACACACACAGUAAGGACAACACUGGGCUACUGCACCCAUAUACUACAACACUGACCAAUGUUAACAUCACAUUCCAAUCUCUUUCCCAUAGUCCGUUUGACUUUUUUAUUGAUUUUUUAAAAUUGAUUUUUUUGUUUUGUUUUUGCAUGUUCAACGUCAUGUUUGUGUGAUUUUGGUCUGUUUCAGUGUAGAGAUAAUUGCUUGUUGGUAUAUACAUGAGGAUAACGUAAUAAUAAUAAUAAUAAUAUAAUAUAUUAUAUUAUUAUUAUUAUUUAUAACGUAGUCAAUGAAAUGCACUGAGGCACAUGAAGGUAUUUGGUCAGUUAUGCCACGACCAUCUAUAUUUACACACAGUAUUAUGUCUUAUUUUUUAGAUGAGGUUCUUCAUAGAUUGUUUGCGGGCUGCGCUCUAUCACAGUUGGAAAAAAGACUUAUCAGUAUUGUGUGGGGUGGUUGGUUUAAACCAGGCUGUCCUUUUUGAGAUUGAAUUGGGUUGACAUACUCCUGCCCGAAAACACUUACAUUCCACUGUAUGUUCUCCUGAUUAUGUACAAGCUGUUUCAAGGAACUACUUUUACUUCCAUUUUCCAUGUUUCUAAACCAACUGAACCUUUUAGGGUGGGUGUAGUACCAGUGUGAAUACUGUAUUACUCUCAGAGAAAUACUGUGUCAUUGGCCAGCCUGGUUCUCCAAUAUUAACUACCAACAAACCUGCUAAAGGUCAUGUCUGUUACAAAUACUGUUUGUGUUUAGUCUUAAGGCAGCUUUGCUUUAAUGUUUUUUCCAAAGACGUCCCAAUUAGACUACCAAGCCAAAAAUGACACCCACUGGGACAAGACUUGUUUGACAUGUUUUUGGAGCUAUACUGAGUUUUGGAGCUGCACUGAGUUAAAGUUUUCAAAAAGGGAGAAGUGUGUAAAGUAUAAUCAGUACUUUAUUUAACUUAGCAAGUCAGUUAAUAAAAAAAUAUUAUUUACAAUGACGGCCUACCGGGCCGGGGAAAAGUGGGUUAACUGCCCUUUUCAGGGGCAGAACGACAGAUUUUUACCUUGUCAGCUCGGGGAUUCGAUUAUUGGCCCAGCUCGGGAUUUGGUUACACGCCCAACGCUCUAGCCACUCGGCAACCUGCCGCCCCUAAUCACUUCCUAUUAAACAACUUUAGUUUUCUUUGUUGAUUUUGUGUUUUGCUGUAAACUUGCCUCUGACUUAGGUAUGUGUCCAAUUCAGCUUUCUUAGCUCUCCGCCCUUCCUUCCCCCUGUAAAUAAGCAUUUUUUUGUUGGGUUUUAGUCUUGAAUUGUGCUGUAAUACUGUAACUCCAGGUUUGCUAAAACUAAGGAAUUAAUAAACAAAAUAUAAAAGCAG
Oncorhynchus keta (chum salmon) is the source of this 3078-nucleotide messenger RNA. RefSeq names its product ras-related protein Rab-3A-like. The record is from RefSeq and is a predicted model, not a curated record. The coding region runs from base 170 to 829 and encodes 219 amino acids. Gene Ontology annotation, molecular function: GTPase activity; GTP binding. Gene Ontology annotation, cellular component: plasma membrane; axon; synaptic vesicle. Lineage: Eukaryota; Metazoa; Chordata; Actinopteri; Salmoniformes; Salmonidae. Gene Ontology annotation, biological process: protein localization to plasma membrane; regulation of synaptic vesicle fusion to presynaptic active zone membrane; maintenance of presynaptic active zone structure. The transcript has 5 exons.